AUGGAUGUCAAUGGACUAGGAAGAAAGAGAAAGAAUAGCUCUUCUAUUCCAGGCCAAUCCCCAGUCUCGCACCGGACUCGACAAAGCUUGGCAGCAGGAUCCGAGGAUGCUGACCUCAAACAAAGAACCACAUCUUCCACACCAAAGAAAUCAAGAAAGAGAGUUCGGUUUUCUGACCCCGGUCCCCAGUUACUGCAAGAUGUCGAUAUUGGGUCUACCGGUUUGACCCCGGCCAUGCGCCGUACAUCAUUCAAUCCAGAUUCCGGAGAUCGCACACCGAGCCGAAAGGCACGACGCAGGUCUGCCCCAACACCACGGUUCUCGCGGUCGUAUGACCCGGUAGAGCCCUUCGAUGAGACGUGCACUGAGCGGAGAAUCCAAUUCACACCCCUUCGUCAAAUUUUGGAUACACGUACUCAGAGAAGAAUCAAACGAAUCGGAUUAAGCGAUGAGAUCAAUCAUAUUGAACGUGAAAAGCGCGACGCGAGCAAGCUUGAGAAGACCAUGCAAGCUUUGCGCCAAGAGAGAGAUGCCCUCAAAAACGAGCUAAGCUCUGUGAAGCACAGUACAAUGCAAUUUGAGGACCAGGAUUUGACAGCCGAAUCCUACUGGAUGACUUCCCAGGCACCUAGAUCAUGCGAGGACAUGUCGGUGGCUUCAAACCACAGCGAGGAUGAUACAAUUUGUCUGACUAACGGCGCUAAUAACACUUUCAUGUUCAGUGAUAGUGCUAUCAUUGUGUCCAGCUCUCCAGACCUCCGUGGUAUGCGAGGACACAACCUUGCGGUUUCUGAUAGCCUGGUGCAAAUUGAGCACCCUCAAUCGGCUUCUACUACCACUCAAAUGCAUGUUUCAGAUGAAACGGAAAUAUCAGAUAUCCACUCCCUGACCCUUGACCUGGAGGCUGCCAGAAGGGAGAAGAGAACAUUAUUUGAUGCGUGUCGAUCGCGUAUUUCUGAGUUGAAUGAGCCUAGACUUAACAAUUUGUUUAAUCAUUCAUCCCCGCCAUCAGAUUUCUUUGACAACCUUUUGGACAUACUGUCAGCAGCUCUAUCUCGUGCUUCGGACGCCGCCGAGGCGCUAGAAGGAGUCAGCCAGGAAUGUGCUCGCAUGGGGUUCUCCGGGGAGGGCGUGAACGAUGUUAUUGCCGACAUGCGAAGUCAUUUCCGUUCAGCACGCCUUGAGCUUGAGCGCGCUGUCCCGGGUGAAACAGCCAAUGUUAGCCUUGAGGAUGGAAAGGGCACACUAAACGCACUAGUCCAACGCGUUGAGUCCCUAGCUCAAGAUUUGGGGACGGAACGUCACUAUCAUCACGGCUCACUUGGACGGGAAAAGGCUUUACGCGGACAAUUCGAUGCUUUGUUACAUCGAUAUGAGACAGCUGCGAGCAAAAUUGACACCCUCGAGAAUUCCAUCACAUCUUCGGCGGGCGAUAUGCUCCACACACGAAUUCGAAUGCAAGAUCUCGAACGUGAAGGCCAAGAACAGGCCAUUGGGAUUGACAGAUUAAACGCCGCUCUCGACAAGUACCAUGACGAAGUGAAAAACCUCGAAGACCUCAUCGACAACCUUGAAAGGGAGAACACGGCUACAAAGGAAAAUUACGCGAGACAAAUCUUCAAACUCAGGACGCAAGUAGCCCAUGAGCGCUCGAAAUGCUCUUUGGCUGAGACCUCUGCUUCCGAGAAUAACUCUCGUAUUCGGGAUUUAGAAGAAACAAUCGAAACCAAUCGAAUUCAAGUUCAUGAUUUAAUGGCUCAGGUGGAGGUACUCAAAAAAGAACAUCAAAGAGCAAUCGAGGCCCUCGAACAAAAUCACAGCGAGCUCCAAAGCCACGAAGCAAACAAUGGAACUCUCAACGUCCGUAUCUCGGCUCUCACCACAUCAUUGGAUAGCGCCGAAUCCGAAGUUCAACGCCUUGACCUCCUCAACAAGGGUCUACGAGAGCAGCUCCAAGUCGAAGUCGAAGCUCGGAACGAGCUUCUAGACAAAUGGGCCGCAGACCAAGCUCGGUCAUUCGCCCACAUGAAAGAGACUAUAAACUCAGAGCGCCGCAGAGCCAAGGUUCGCGCAGCCAACUGGGAGCUGAAAUCGGACGAUCUCAUGUCCGAUGCUACCACCACCAUGGGGGGCGGGAGCGAGCCCGAGCCAAUUACACCCGUUAGCAUGACCCGAUUCGUUGACAUUGAAGUUGGUCGGGGCAAGAAUCGGCGCCGGAUGGACAGUGGCAUUGGAAUUUUGACCGAGGAAGAGCUCAUGAGAGAUGCUUCUAGCUCGGAUCUUCAACAUAGUCUCGACUCGGACAUUGAUCUUCCCACAUCGGAGUUUGCUUGA
Molecule: messenger RNA, 2334 nt
Organism: Penicillium soppii
Lineage: Eukaryota; Fungi; Ascomycota; Eurotiomycetes; Eurotiales; Aspergillaceae
Exons: 1
Coding region: 1-2334 (777 amino acids)
Source: RefSeq, a predicted model, not a curated record